Molecule: messenger RNA, 332 nt
Organism: Lactuca saligna
Lineage: Eukaryota; Viridiplantae; Streptophyta; Magnoliopsida; Asterales; Asteraceae
Source: the annotation of a GenBank genome assembly
AUCAAAUGAGAAUCCCUUCACAACAACAACCAGAAAGGGGAUUGAAUUGGAUUCCUGAAAAAGUAGUGGGACCAACUGCCACGUCAUCCUUUCUUCCUGCUCAUAUGACCUCAGCCACUCAGCCUCCACGACCUACAUCAUUAAGUCCAGAUAUGGAGAUGGCAUUACAUCAACAAGUAAUGAGUCUGACCCCAUAUCAAUUUAAUCAGCUACCACCUGAUCAAAGAACCAAGUGCUUUAACUUCAGCAGAUGUUGCGUCAGUCUUGUUGAUGUUCAUAGUGUCAAGCAAAGUAGCUCGGAUGUUGUGAAGGUGGCCAACGAGUUCUUUUAG